Molecule: messenger RNA, 579 nt
Organism: Carya illinoinensis
Lineage: Eukaryota; Viridiplantae; Streptophyta; Magnoliopsida; Fagales; Juglandaceae
Exons: 1
Coding region: 1-579 (192 amino acids)
Molecular function (GO): nucleotide binding
Source: RefSeq, a predicted model, not a curated record
AUGGCAGAAAAUCCGGUACGUUUCGGUAUCAUCGGAUGUGCUGAUAUAGCUAAGAAAGUGGAUAGAUCUACAGAUUUAGCACCCAACGCUGUCUUCCAUGCCAUCUCUAGCCGUUCGAUCGAAAAGGCAAGGAAUUUCGCUGUUACAAAUGGGCUACCUGAGGCCGUGAAUAUCUAUGAAAGCUACGAUCAGGUUCUCGACGACCCGUGCGUAGACGCCGUCUAUGUUCCUCUGCCCACUAGCCUUCACGUACACUGGGUCGUCCUGGCUGAGCGUAAGAAGAAUCAUUUGCUUUUGAAAAAAAAAAAAAAAAAAAAAAAAUCGACAGCUUUUGAUGUGGCAAAGCUUGAUCGGAUAUUGCAAGCAUGCCAAUCUAACGUUGUACAGUUCAUGGAUGGGAGCAUGUGGCUGCAUGAGCUCUCUGAACCCGAAGAUGAAGAGGAGGAAGUUAGAGACGACGAUGGUGGGAUCCGUGAGGUUGAUAAUCAAGAUCGGACAUCGGCGAGGAGCUUGCCUUCGACUCUACCUGCUGCGCUUGAGCCUCGCUCGCAUGUGCCCGUACUCGUAUUCGUUGGCUGA